Messenger RNA from Halichondria panicea, 759 nucleotides. RefSeq names its product emopamil-binding protein-like. Gene Ontology annotation, molecular function: cholestenol delta-isomerase activity. Bases 1 to 615 code for a protein of 204 amino acids. Gene Ontology annotation, biological process: sterol metabolic process. The transcript is spliced from 5 exons. NCBI's taxonomy places the organism in Eukaryota, Metazoa, Porifera, Demospongiae, Suberitida, Halichondriidae. Gene Ontology annotation, cellular component: membrane; endoplasmic reticulum. The record is from RefSeq and is a predicted model, not a curated record.
AUGGAUUCAGUUCUGACACCAUUUGCUAUUGGUAGUAUUGCUGCUGCUACUGUGGGCUUUGGAGGAGUGGCUGUCCUGUUCACCAUGCUCUUCAGUAAGCCAGUAGUCUCCUCCGUAGACAAGCUAGUGGUCAUCUGGUGUGUCUACGAUGCCAUUACACAUUUCUUCUUGGAAGGGUCAUUCCUUUAUUUUUCUCUGACUGGCACUGUGAACUCAGCACAGGGACUCGUUGCUCAGAUAUGGCAGGAGUAUGCUAAGGCUGACUUCCGUUGGGGAGUGUCAGAUCCCAACAUUGUCUCCCUUGAGAUUCUCACUGUCUUUUUCAAUGGGGCUCUCUGUCUUCUGCUAGUUUAUGCCAUAUUCAAUAACAAAGCCUACAGGCACUAUGUGCAGGUGGUACUUCAAGUUUGUGAGCUAUACGGAGGAUGGAUGACGUUUUGUCCUGAGUGGGUCACCGGUAGCCCUAACCUUGAUACAACCAACUGGCUCUACCUCUGGGUCUAUCUGGUGUUCUUUAAUGGCAUCUGGGUCGUGAUACCACUACUGCUACUCUACCAAUCAUACUGUGCAAUCGUUAGCCAAGCUGGAAUGAAUCGGAAUAAAAAACUGAAAUGAUCAUUUUUAUGAGGUGCUUUAGCUUGUAGUUUUGUUGUAGUUUAGCUGAUUACAAGACGCCCUCCACUGCUCUAUGAUAUAGCUCCACCCACUUUAUCUAUUUAUGGAUUAUUCCAGACUACUAUGAAAUAUUAAAGGGGCGUG